UUUGACCCAACCAAGAAAGGAAACCAAAACGGAAGGGAUCAAUCGAGUCAUCGACCACCAUGGCGCCACCAAUCACGGACCUUCUUCUUGCUCCGUUCCUACUUCACUCCAUCCACUGUCACUCCUCCUGAGCUGAAGUCGCCCCCUCUCUCUCUCUCUCUCUACGAUCUCUCCCGAUCUCCGUCUAGAAUCUCCUUCUUCUCGACCACGCGCGAUGCCGAACCCGUCGGGCCAGAUCAGGGCGUCCUCGUCGCUGAUCGGGCGGCUGCUGCUGCUCCGGCGUGGAGCCGCGAGCCCCGCCCGAUGCUUCACCACGACGGAGGGGCACCGCCCGACCAUGGUCCACAAGCGCAGCCUCGACAUCCUCCACGAUCCCUGGUUCAAUAAGGGGACAGCAUUCUCUAUGACAGAGCGAGAUCGUCUUGAUCUUCGGGGUCUUCUCCCUCCCAACGUUAUGUCUUCCGAGCAGCAAAUUGAACGCUUUAUGGUUGAUUUGAAGAGGCUCGAAGUGCAAGCAAGAGAUGGACCAGGGGAUCCAAAUGCUCUGGCAAAGUGGCGCAUUCUUAACAGACUACACGACAGAAAUGAGACAAUGUACUUUCAGGUUUUAAUUGCAAAUAUUAAGGAAUAUGCACCUAUCGUGUAUACGCCCACUGUUGGUCUUGUUUGCCAAAAUUAUGGUGGCUUGUUUAGACGGCCAAGGGGAAUGUACUUCAGUGCUGCUGAUCGGGGUGAAAUGAUGUCGAUGGUUUACAACUGGCCAGCUGAGCAGGUUGACAUGAUUGUUGUCACAGAUGGGAGCAGAAUAUUGGGUCUUGGAGAUCUUGGAGUUCAGGGAAUUGCAAUUGCAAUAGGGAAGCUAGAUCUGUAUGUUGCUGCUGCUGGAAUAAACCCUCAAAGGGUACUUCCUGUAAUGAUUGAUGUUGGAACCAAUAAUGAGAAGCUUCUUAAAGAUCCAUUGUACUUGGGCCUCCAACAGCAUCGUCUUGAUGGUGAUGAAUAUAUCGCGGUAAUUGAUGAAUUUAUGGAAGCAGUGUUUACUCGCUGGCCCAAUGUCGUUGUACAGUUUGAAGAUUUUCAAAGCAAGUGGGCUUUCAAGUUAUUGCAGCGUUACCGAUGCUCCUACAGAAUGUUCAACGAUGAUGUCCAGGGAACAGCAGGAGUUGCACUUGCUGGUCUUUUAGGAGCAGUUAGAGCUCAAGGAAGGCCAAUGAUUGACUUUCCAAAAAUGAAAAUUGUCGUUGCUGGUGCUGGAAGCGCUGGAAUAGGUGUUCUCAAUGCUGCUAGAAAAACCAUGGCAAGGAUGUUGGGAAAUAAUGAAACUGCUUUUGACAGUGCAAGUAGUCAAUUUUGGGUGGUUGAUGCCAAGGGUCUAAUCACGGAGGAUCGUGAGAAUAUUGAUCCAGAGGCUAGGCCAUUUGCAAGAAAGGUUAAAGAAGCUAAUCGUCAAGGUUUGAGGGAAGGCGCAUCCCUUGUAGAAGUGGUGCGAGAAGUCAAGCCUGAUGUGCUACUUGGAUUAUCUGCAGUUGGGGGCCUUUUUUUGAAAGAGGUAUUGGAGGCUAUGAAAGGGUCAACAUCCACUAGACCAGCUGUUUUUGCUAUGUCAAACCCUACGAAAAAUGCCGAGUGUACUCCUGAAGAAGCUUUCUCUAUCAUCGGGGAGAAUGUUAUAUUUGCAAGUGGAAGUCCUUUCAAAGAUGUAGAUCUCGGCAAUGGUCAUACCGGGCACUGUAACCAGGGAAAUAACAUGUAUCUUUUUCCGGGAAUUGGGCUUGGCACACUUCUCUCUGGAUCUAGGAUUGUCUCUGAUGGCAUGCUACAGGCUGCUGCAGAAUGCUUGGCCGCUUACAUGACUGAAGAAGAGGUCCUUAGAGGGGUGAUAUAUCCAUCGAUAUCUAGCAUUAGAGAUAUAACAAAGGAGGUUGCCACAGCUGUGGUGAAGGAAGCUAUAGAAGAGGAUCUAGCAGAAGGAUACCGUGAAAUGGAUGCACAAGAACUUAAAAAACUAAAUCAGGAAGAAAUUGAAGAGUUCGUGCAGAACAACAUGUGGAGCCCAGACUACCCUUGUUUGGUUUUCAAGGAACAUUAAUAUGCGCCCUUCCCUCAUUUAAAGACAUACCAUUGAAGCUGAUGACCAAGACGCUGGAAUUGUGCAAAAGUACAUUAUUUUGGUGCUGGGGCGUACGAAUCUAAGGGCAGGUUAACUCUAACGAUUGCCGUCCUAUAUUGUCAGUUCAAAUGUUCCGCCGUUUGGCUGAUUACCUCAUCUGAGUCUGGCCAUUCCAUGAUAGUAAUCACAGUAAAGUUGGUGCACUGAUUUGUAAUUUUGUAUGCACGUAAUUGUUGAGAAUUUAGUGAAGCAUAGACCACACAAAAAUAAAUAUGAGGAGACAUGCUGAUGCUGCUUCAUCAAAUUAUGUUGUACAAUGUGGUGGACCUGGUUUUUCAGUGAGAAGACGCUUUAUGGUA
Rhodamnia argentea is the source of this 2469-nucleotide messenger RNA. RefSeq names its product NAD-dependent malic enzyme 62 kDa isoform, mitochondrial. Gene Ontology annotation, molecular function: NAD binding; malate dehydrogenase (decarboxylating) (NAD+) activity. Gene Ontology annotation, biological process: pyruvate metabolic process; malate metabolic process. The transcript is spliced from 19 exons. The coding region runs from base 215 to 2089 and encodes 624 amino acids. Gene Ontology annotation, cellular component: mitochondrion. The record is from RefSeq and is a predicted model, not a curated record. NCBI's taxonomy places the organism in Eukaryota, Viridiplantae, Streptophyta, Magnoliopsida, Myrtales, Myrtaceae.